AUGUACGAUGCGAUCACGGCCCCAUACCGAGACCAGCGAGCCUGCCAGUCCAAAGACAGUCCUGCACACGCCGAGCACAAAGGGCCGGUUGCCGCGACCCUCGACUUGCUGUCGGUCUGCUUGGAGGUGUACUUGGCCGAGAUUGACGGUCCGACGCACCCGCCGCAGUUUGUCCGUGCUUCCCUCGACGUUUUGGACCACUGCAUUGGUGCGUUUACGCCGACCGAUGCGGCGACCGUCGGGCGCCUCACGACGACCUUACUGGACGCCGGCGACGCCCACGAGCGAGCCUCCCGGUGGAUUUUGCAGUGGUGUGACGAGGCGCGUGCGUUUUUGCAAGGAUUUCUAGACCUGCGCGGGUCCGACAAGCCUCGUGACGGCCAAGUGCUCGUGUCUGCCAUCUUGACAGAGGGACGCACGAUCCUCAUGGAUGCUGUCGGCUCGCUCGCCGACACCAUAAGCUUGCUCGAGGCAGCGCAGCAAGAUCUCGACUGGCUUCUCUCAAGGCCAGAAGCUUCCUUGGGCGUGCUGCGAGUGGCGUGCGCUCAGCCAAAUGACGCCGAGGACUUUGAAGUGGUCGACGUCGAGAAGGGCGAUCUCAACGAGGUGCCAAUGUCGUUCCAAGAUCACCUGCGCUGCCUCGCGACACGAAUGGAAGACGUCAUUACGCUACUGAACAACGGCAUGACGACCUUGAAGGGCAUGAAUGUCAAGAACGAGCUCGGCAGGCAGAUACAGAACCCAGCUUCGUGGGAGCAAAUGGACGAGCGGUAUCUGUAA
Saprolegnia parasitica CBS 223.65 is the source of this 780-nucleotide messenger RNA. RefSeq lists its product as hypothetical. The record is from RefSeq and is a predicted model, not a curated record. The coding region runs from base 1 to 780 and encodes 259 amino acids. The transcript has a single exon. Lineage: Eukaryota; Oomycota; Saprolegniomycetes; Saprolegniales; Saprolegniaceae.